Molecule: messenger RNA, 564 nt
Organism: Beauveria bassiana ARSEF 2860
Lineage: Eukaryota; Fungi; Ascomycota; Sordariomycetes; Hypocreales; Cordycipitaceae
Product: LCCL domain-containing protein
Exons: 2
Coding region: 1-564 (187 amino acids)
Source: RefSeq, a predicted model, not a curated record
AUGGCUGCUCCCGCUGAAAAGACUGUCCUUGACCUCAAUGGCAACUGGAUCAUGAACGCUAAGCUGUCCGACUCUUCUGAUGUUGUCCUCAAGGCCCAGGGCGUCAACUGGCUGAUGCGCAAGGUCAUCACCAUGGCCACCGUCACGCUCAUCGUGACGCAGACCAAGGACGCGUCGGGCAAAAUCCUGCUCGACAUUGAAAACAAGCCCAGCGGCGGCAUGCCCGGCGCCGUCGAGAAGCGCGUCCUCAACUGGGAGCCCGUCGAGCUCAACCAUACCCUGUUUGGCAACAUCCGCGGCCGCUCGCGCGUGGUCAAGGUCGACGAGCUCGAGGACGCGUGGCUCAAGGGCGGCUGGGAGGAGGGCACCGAGGAGGUGCUCCACUUCAAGACGGAGCACAUUGACUCAAAGGGCGUCGUCACGCAGCAGGUCCUCGGCUUCGUCAAGGUCGAGGGUGUCAGGUACCAGGCGCGUCGCGUGCUCGUCACCACCGAGGGCUCGGAUAAGAAUGUUGAGAUUACCAUCAUCUACGACUACCUCGGCACCGGCGAGGUCUCCCAGUAA